Messenger RNA from Brassica oleracea var. oleracea, 486 nucleotides. RefSeq lists its product as uncharacterized. Bases 1 to 486 code for a protein of 161 amino acids. Lineage: Eukaryota; Viridiplantae; Streptophyta; Magnoliopsida; Brassicales; Brassicaceae. The transcript has 2 exons. The record is from RefSeq and is a predicted model, not a curated record.
AUGGGAGCAAAUAAGACCAAGAAAAAGUACAAUGGAGCAGAGUGGUCUGGUUCGCACAAGGUGUACCGAGGAGAUAGGAUGAGAAGUUGGGGGGUAACUCAAGGGUGUGUGCUCUGUGGAGAGAGGGAUGAGACAAGAGAUCACAUAUUUUUUGCUUGCCCUUACUCUUUCACGGUUUGGGAGAGCUUGGUGCGUGGAUUCUUUGGUAGAAGGACAGACCCAGACUGGACCGGAACGAUGAAGAUGGUUGCUGAUCAAAGGCACAAUAUACUUGAUUCUAUUUUGCUUAAGAUGGUGUUUCAGAUGACUAUUUAUCAUGUAUGGCGGGAGAGGAACGGGAGACGACAUCAGAUGCCAUGGAAAACUGCUGACCAGCUCCAAAGGAUCAUUGAUAAAAUGAUGAGAAACGGAAUAAGCUCCUUGAAGUACACCGGCCAGCAUCGCAAUGUGGGACUUAUGCAAAGAUGGUUUGAGAUUUCGGUUUGA